This is a messenger RNA of Brassica rapa (field mustard), 871 nucleotides long. RefSeq names its product 40S ribosomal protein S14-2. Gene Ontology annotation, molecular function: structural constituent of ribosome. NCBI's taxonomy places the organism in Eukaryota, Viridiplantae, Streptophyta, Magnoliopsida, Brassicales, Brassicaceae. Gene Ontology annotation, cellular component: ribosome. Gene Ontology annotation, biological process: translation. The record is from RefSeq and is a predicted model, not a curated record.
UCAUUUUGUAGCUUUAAACACAGUAAAGUAAAGACAAGAGAUGAAUUGGAAUCAGGCCUGAAAAACGCUAGGCUUUGUUCAACCUAAUGGGCCGUAAAGUAUUGGGUCACAGUUAUUCCGUUCAGACAUAAAAUCACUACUCUUUAACCCUAACCGGGGAGAUUCUGACUAUUAAAGCCAAUUCUGAUCUUGUCGUCUCCUCCGCAAGCUGAAGGCGGAAACAACACACAAGAGAAACCCAAGAUUCGAAACCAUGUCGAGGAGAAAGACAAGAGAGCCAAAGGAGGAGACAGUGACACUUGGGCCAGCUGUUCGUGACGGAGAGCAAGUCUUUGGUGUUGUCCACAUCUUUGCUUCUUUCAACGACACUUUCAUUCAUGUGACUGAUUUGUCUGGACGGGAAACACUUGUUCGUAUCACUGGUGGUAUGAAGGUGAAAGCCGAUAGAGAUGAGUCCUCACCUUAUGCUGCUAUGCUUGCUGCUCAAGAUGUCGCUCAGCGUUGCAAGGAACUUGGUAUCACAGCCAUGCAUGUGAAGCUCCGUGCCACUGGUGGUAACAAGACCAAGACCCCUGGCCCUGGUGCUCAGUCUGCACUCAGAGCCCUUGCCCGUUCUGGCAUGAAAAUUGGUCGCAUUGAGGAUGUGACCCCAGUCCCAACAGACAGUACCCGCAGAAAGGGUGGAAGAAGGGGAAGGAGGCUUUGAGUACUUUCUGGCCUCAGGUGGAAGAUCCUAUAUGGGCUGGGCUCAUCCCUAUGUGUUUCAUUUUGUUUUGUUUGGUACAUUGAAAAAGAGUUUUUGAUUACUAUAUGCGGCGCUGUUGUUGUAAACUCUUUACAUAUUUAUGUUCCUCCUACAUGAACAUCAAAU